Molecule: messenger RNA, 7991 nt
Organism: Apis cerana (Asiatic honeybee)
Lineage: Eukaryota; Metazoa; Arthropoda; Insecta; Hymenoptera; Apidae
Product: inositol hexakisphosphate and diphosphoinositol-pentakisphosphate kinase
Biological process (GO): inositol metabolic process; inositol phosphate biosynthetic process
Cellular component (GO): cytosol
Molecular function (GO): 5-diphosphoinositol pentakisphosphate 1-kinase activity; inositol hexakisphosphate kinase activity
Source: RefSeq, a predicted model, not a curated record
AAAUUAUGUACUUGUUAAAUGUACUUUGUACUUCUAAAGUUACAUAAAUUUUAUUUUGUGUAAUAAUUAUUAUAUUAAUUUUAUUACUGAAUAUCCAUUAAUAUAAAUAUAUAAAAAAAUGUUUAAUUUAAUGGUAUAGAUAAUAAAUUUAAUAGUGUUUAUGUAAUAUAUGUAUUAUAAUUAUAUGUAAUAUAAUCAUUGUGAAUUGAAUUAAUUAAUAACAGAAGUCAAUUGACUGAAUAUAUGUAUAUGAUGAUGAUAUGAUGAUAUGAUAAUGUUAAUUGUUACUAUUAAAUAUAUUAAUUGAACUAUUUAAUGUUAAUGUUAAUGUAAUAUAUUAGUAUACUAAUAUAAUAUAUUGCAGAUUUUUUAAGGCUAUAAAUAGAAUAUAUAUGAAUUAAAUUAAAUUAAAAAAAAAUAGUUUAUAAAAAAAAUAGUCUAUAAAUAUUUAUAAAUGUUUUUUAAUAUGAUAGUAAUUUUUGAUAUUCUUAUUAUUCUAUAUGAUAUAUAACAUAUAUUUAACAUAUAUUUCCAUAUUAUAUUAAUUUUAAGAUGAAUAUGAAUUAUAUUUUUAUAUUUUGAUAAUAUUAUUCAUUCAUUAUUCUUUGCUAUCAUAUUAAUUAUUGCUAUUAUAUUAAUUAUUUAUGAUAUUUUAAGUUUAUAAUGGAAAAUAUAAAUUCUUUGUCGUCUACAACAAUUCCUGAUGUCUACAUUUUUGAUUAUGAUAAUGAAGCAGAACCGUAUUGGCAAAUGAUGGCCGAACUGUCGGACGGGUGUAGCAAUGAUGAUGGAUGCAUGGGUGGAAGCGAUUUGGAAGGAGAAGGAAAACAAGUUUUGGUUGGAAUCUGUGCGAUGGCAAAAAAAUCUCAGAGUAAACCAAUGAAAGAAAUUUUAACAAGAUUAGAAGAAUUUGAAUAUAUUAAAAUAGUAGUAUUUCCUGAAGAAGUUAUUUUAAAGGAGUCUGUAGAAGAUUGGCCAAUUGUUGAUUGUUUAAUAAGUUUCCAUAGUAAAGGUUUUCCUCUUGAUAAAGCUAUAAAUUAUGCUAAUCUUAGAAAUCCUUUUAUCAUUAAUAAUUUACCAAUGCAAUAUGAUAUUCAAGAUCGUAGAAGAGUUUAUGCUAUUUUAGAAAGUGAAGGAAUUGAAAUUCCAAGAUAUGCUGUCCUCGAUAGGGACUCAUCUGAUCCAAAACAUCAUGAAUUGGUGGAAUCAGAAGAUCAUGUGGAAGUCAAUGGUGUUACAUUCAAUAAACCAUUUGUAGAAAAACCAGUAUCUGCAGAGGAUCAUAACAUUUAUAUUUAUUAUCCUACAUCUGCAGGUGGUGGCAGUCAAAGAUUAUUUAGAAAGAUUGGAAGUCGUAGUAGUGUUUAUUCACCAGAAUCUAGAGUCCGUAAAACUGGUUCUUACAUUUAUGAAGAUUUCAUGCCAACUGAUGGUACAGAUGUUAAAGUUUAUACUGUGGGUCCAGAUUAUGCUCAUGCAGAAGCAAGAAAAAGUCCUGCUUUGGAUGGUAAAGUCGAAAGAGAUUCAGAAGGAAAAGAAAUUCGAUAUCCGGUUAUAUUAAGUAAUGCUGAAAAAUUAAUUAGCAGAAAAGUGUGUUUAGCUUUCAAACAAACUGUUUGUGGUUUUGAUUUACUUAGAGCAAAUGGCCAGUCAUUUGUGUGUGAUGUAAAUGGAUUUAGUUUUGUAAAAAAUUCUAAUAAAUAUUAUGAUGAUUGUGCAAAAAUUUUGGGAAAUAUGAUUUUAAGAGAAUUGGCACCCACUUUACAUAUACCAUGGAGUGUUCCUUUUCAACUGGAUGAUCCACCUAUUGUACCUACUACAUUUGGAAAGAUGAUGGAAUUACGAUGCGUGGUUGCUGUUAUAAGACAUGGAGAUCGAACGCCGAAACAAAAGAUGAAAGUAGAAGUUCGUCAUCCGAAAUUUUUUGAGAUAUUUGCAAAAUAUGACGGUUAUAAACAUGGUCAUAUUAAAUUAAAAAGACCUAAACAGUUGCAAGAAAUAUUGGAUACUGCACGUAGUUUAUUAGCUGAAAUACAACAUCGUGCAGCUGGACCAGAAUUAGAAGAAAAACAAGGAAAAUUAGAACAAUUGAAAAGUGUUUUAGAAAUGUAUGGCCAUUUCUCAGGAAUAAAUCGCAAAGUGCAAAUGAAAUAUCAGCCAAGAGGUCGACCCAGAGGAAGUUCAUCAGAUGAUGAUCGACUUGGAGAACCAUCUCUUGUAUUGAUAUUGAAAUGGGGUGGAGAAUUAACACCAGCUGGCCGUAUUCAGGCGGAAGAAUUAGGAAGAAUAUUUCGUUGCAUGUAUCCUGGUGGUCAAGGUAGACACCUUAGUGGUGAUUAUGCUGGAGCACAAGGUUUAGGAUUGCUUAGACUUCAUUCAACAUUUCGACAUGACUUGAAAAUUUAUGCAAGUGAUGAAGGAAGAGUUCAAAUGACUGCUGCAGCUUUUGCAAAAGGUUUACUCGCAUUGGAAGGUGAAUUAACACCUAUAUUAGUACAAAUGGUAAAAAGUGCUAAUACUAAUGGCUUGUUGGACAAUGAUUGUGACAGUAGUAAAUAUCAGAAUAUGGUAAAAACACGAUUACAUGAAUUAUUACAACAAGAUCGAGAAUUUACACAUGAAGAUAGAGAACAAAUAAAUCCUGGUAAUGCAUUAAGUAUCAAUGCAGCAAUGGAUUUUGUUAAAAAUCCUGUUCGUUGUUGUCAACAUGUUCAUACUUUGAUUCAGAAGCUAAUGGAUAUUGUUCGUAUUAAAAAAGACGAUCCUAAAACCAAAGAUGCAAUUCUUUAUCAUGGUGAAACUUGGGAAUUAAUGGGUCGUCGAUGGGGAAAAAUUGAAAAAGAUUUUUGUACUAAAAAUAAGAGAUUUGAUAUAUCAAAAAUUCCAGAUAUUUAUGAUUGUAUAAAAUAUGAUUUACAACAUAAUAACCAUACAUUACAAUUUGAACAUGCAGAAGAAUUAUAUAUUUAUUCUAAAUAUUUAGCAGAUAUUGUAAUACCACAGGAAUAUGGAUUAACAGUACAAGAGAAGCUCACUAUAGGUCAAGGUAUUUGCACUCCACUUUUAAAAAAAAUAAGAGCAGAUUUGCAGAGAAAUAUCGAGGAAUCCGGAGAAGAAACAGUCAAUAGGCUUAAUCCAAGAUACUCCCAUGGUGUUUCUAGUCCUGGUCGACAUGUGCGCACGCGACUUUAUUUCACAAGUGAAAGUCACGUGCAUUCUCUGCUCACUGUUCUGCGUUAUGGCGGUUUACUUGAUGUUAUGAAAGAUGAACAAUGGCGCCGAGCUAUGGAGUACGUUAGCAUGGUUUCUGAAUUAAAUUAUAUGUCUCAAAUUGUAGUUAUGUUGUAUGAAGAUCCAACUAAAGAUCCUAGUAGUGAAGAACGUUUUCAUGUUGAAUUACAUUUCAGUCCUGGUGUAAAUUGUUGUGUGCAAAAGAAUUUACCACCAGGGCCAGGUUUCAGACCUCAUUCACGCAAUGAAAGUAGUCAUAAUGUAGGUGAAAGUGGUGGUUCUGCUCAAGAUACCAUUUCACAAUGUAGCACUCGAAUAGAAGAAGAAGAUGUAGAAUUGGGAAUUUUAGAAGAUGAUUUUAUGAAUCCACCAUUACAAUCUGAAACACCUCCAUCAACAAUGGAGACAGAUACUGUAGAUGCAAUAAUAGAUAGUCCAACAACUAGUAAAGCAAUUGAUAUGAUGGAUUUACAUCCUAAUAUGAUGGAUGAACCAUUUGAUAGUGGCUUUUUACAGAGUUCUGCACCAAUUCCAAUAAGUGCUAGAACUGUAGCUGGUCACGAAGCAGCAAGACUUGGUAGUCAAUUAGCUGCAAGUCAACGUCAACGACGUGAUACAGAAAGAGGAACAAUAGUUGAACCACGUGCUCGCAGUUAUGAUCAUCAAAGACAAGACAAACCCGAAAAAGCUGCGGACAAGCUGCAGUAUCAGAGCUUGGACGCUGUAAACAAAGAAGAAAAGCAUGUAACAGAGCAAUGGCAUUUAGAAAGAUCUGGCCAGGUUUCGCUAAACGUGCCAGUGCAAAAAUUGCUGAGUCUACCGCAUUCCUUCAGUUCACCGGAGUUUCCAGUUCCUUCGAUAGAAACAUCCAUUCUGAACUCAACACCUUUGGUGACUUUACAUACAUCUCCUCUGAUUUCACCGAACAGCCGGAUCUCCGACGUAACAAAUAUCAUGUUUCCGGUCCCUACGAUUCGUUCUUCGUAUCUCGAUGCUAAUGCUAAACAGCCCGAUGAUUUUAAUCCACAUUCCCAAAAUAAAAAAUAUGGACGUUCUCAUUCAGAAAUGAUUCUUCCUGGGAUUGAGCGUAGCGACACACGACCUUCGAUCAUUCAACCUGACCCUACCUGCACAGCAAGGCGCCACCGUCACAGUAUCUCCGGACAGAUGAGUUAUUUCAAGCUGUUGGGCUACAACGUCAACAAGAAGUUGACUGGAUCAGCGAACAGUUUAUUCAGCACAGCUGUUAUUAGUGGAUCGUCUAGUGCUCCAAAUCUUAAGGAUAUGGUGCCUCCUCAUGCUUCUGCUGUUGCAGCAAUAGAAGGUUUUGGUGGUGUACCACCAAUAAGACCUUUGGAAACUCUUCAUAAUGCAUUGUCAUUGCGUCAGUUGGAUUCCUUUCUGGAAAUGAUGACUAGUGCUCCUUUGUUUCGAACACCUGCUUCUUCACCUCCAAAAUAUUCUUCUCCUGGUGGAUCAACGCAUGAGUCAGUUAAUCAAAAUCUCAAUAUUGGAGGAAUCAAUCGCGAGUACCACUCUUCCGACUUGGAAGCUGUCAGGUACCGUAAGAAAUUAAGUAAACCAUCAUUGUAUAUUGCGCCAACUCCAAUACAAUAUAAAUCUUCUAAUGAUGGAGAAUCUUGUGAUAUAAGAAAUCAGUUAUCACCAACCAGUCCUAAUAGUACUGGAUGGAGUAGCGAACCACAAUCAUUUCUCUCUUCUGAACCUUCAUCUCCUGCACCAACUUCAACAGGAGAGUGUAGUAUGUCUAUAAGUCUAAUCAGUAAUGAUGGAGCACAAUCAUUUAAUACAGGUCAUAAAUAUCCUACAACUCCAUGUCUUGAUGUAGAUUUUAAUGAAUUUUGUAUAAAUAUAGAUCAAGAACAUAGAGAAAGUCGUGGUAGCGUAUCAUAUACUGAUUAUUAUAGCAAUGAAGAUGGACAAAUACGAAACUGUGGUUUUGGAGCAGGUUUCACUAGUAAUUUAGAAAAAAUCAUGCGUACUGAUAAUCUUCCUAUUGAUAAUAUGGAUGAUGAUGAGGAUCAUACAAUAACUUUAAAACAAACUGAAGAACAAAAAAAACAAGAUGUCAAACAAAUAUUCGAACAAAAAGAAAAUUUAAGUACAAAAUCUAGUAGUGGUUAUAAAAAAAUUGGAAGAUUUCUCGUUGAAAGCAUGGAAAUAUCAGACGAAGAUGUCAGAAUUAAAGAAAUAGAUAAUAUAGACAAAAUAAAAACAUCUGUAUUUCAAAAAACUGAAUCUUCUAAUGCAGAAAAAGUACAAAAGAACAGAGAUAGUAAUGAAACUGUAUAUGAACAGAAAAAACCUCAUUCUUUCAAUAGUUGCAAAAGAAAAAAUUUUUCUCGAUCUCAAAGUGUUUCUAUGCCAAAAACUUCAACACAAAAAUCUGAGACAAAUUAUAGUUAUAAAUGUACAUCAAAAUUAAGUUCUCUUUCAAACAUGUCAGAUAAGGACUUGGAAAAUUGGAAGCAAAGCAUGAUGGAAUCAAAAGAUCCGUUUUCAAUAGAAAUGAAAUCUGAGGAACCAAUUCUGACAUUAGCUAGCAGUAUAACAAGUAGCUCUAGUGUGACAAUAGGCUUUAAUGUUCAAGAUGAAAAAAAAGAAAAAUUUAAUCCCUGAAAAUAUUUCUUUUAAGAAAUUAUCAGAAUUUAUUUGUCAAAUCGGUUUCUAUAAGAAAAAUAAGUUAUUAUAUAUAAUAUCGUUAAAACAUAAACAUAAUUAAAUAUUAUAAAGGAAUCAAACAAAUCAAAAUUUAUAUUAUUUGAUCUAAGUAUUAAGUAUGUAAAUGAAAAGAAAAAUAUUUUGCAUUUUUUAACAAAAUUUUCUUUAAUAUACUUUACUUUUAUAAUAUUUUACCUUUUGUUAAGAUUGUUAUUUCUAAUAAUUAAGAUAUAUAAUAUGAUGACAUUGCAACAUUAAAAAAAUUUUUUUCAAUAUAGGAAUAUUCAAUAUCAUUUAAAAAUAAAAAAUAUAUUCAAAACUGCUUAUUAAGAGAAAAUAUCAAACUUAAAACAAUGUUAUAUAUAAUAAUAGUUUCUCAUGUUCAAUAGUGUACUUAUAAAAACUUUAUGUAUACUAAAUUAUUUUUAAAUUUCAUGACAUUUCUUGUAUUAGUAUAAUAAUAUUAUUGUAGAUAAUAUAUAUGCAAUGUUAAAAUGUAAAACAAAUUAGAACUUAAAAGAAAAAUGUUUUUUAUCAAAAAUCUGUCUCAAAAAGUUUAUUUGAAAAUUAUUGAAAUUUAAAUUUUUUAUAUGUUACAAGAUUUUUUAUUAAUCAGAUAUGAAAUAAAAAUUAUAUAACUUUUUAUGACUUGACAAAUUUAAAAUAUAUUUAAUUUGUUAAAUUGAUACGAAAAAAAAUUUUUUAAGUUUUUUUCAUAUUAUAUGCAUAGAAGUAUUAUUUUUUUUCAAUAUUUAAAAGAUAUAUAUCAUAUAAAUAAUGACAUAUUUUUCAUUAAAUUAUUUUUUUAACUGCAAAAAUAUUAUAGUAAUAUUAUAGUAAUAUGAAUAUACUAUUUAAAUUUUAAUAUUAAUUUUUUUUUUAAUUUUAUUGAGAUAUAAAACGAACAUUAUUAUUGAAAAAUUCAUAUGAAUGUAUAAAGAUCAUGGAUUAUAAUAUUAACUCAAAUUACAAUAAUUAAAACAAUAAUUGUUUUAUAAUAAAAUAUUUAUUUUAAAAAUUGAUGUAAAUAUUUUAUAAACUAUGUAAUAAAUAGAAGAAAUAUUUUGUGAUGAAUAAUUUUAGAAUGCUUCUUGUUAAAAAAUUAUAGAAAAGCUAUAUAAAUAUAUAACUGUGGUUUUAUAUUAAUCUAAAUGUAUAAAGGUGCUAUUUGAAUCAAAUUUAUUAUGUUCCUAACUGUUUUUAUCAUUAUUUUAUUUUAUUAAUAAAAUCAUUAUAUAUAAAUGUAUGACUAUAAAGUAUAUGUAUUUAACUUUAUAUAAAUUUUCUUUUUUCUGAAAAAAUUAGAAAUUUUUUUUUGUAUAUUUUAUAUAUUCUGAGACAGCAUUUUUGUUUUGCAAAUAUAAUGCAUAAAUUAAUUUUAAAUUUAAUAUUUUAAAUUUUAAAUUUAUAUUGAUAUGAAAAAAGAUUGAAAUUUUUAUAAUAAUUUUAAUUUUAAUGAUAUCAUUCAGAAAUAUUUUAAUGAUGUAAGAUAUAGAAAAUAUCAUUUUAAAAUGCUUUAAGUACUUUUCAUUCAAUAUUCAUAUAACGUAUAUUUAAAAUUUUGUUUAAAAUAAUAAGGCAUUUAUUAUGGUAUAAAACAUACAAAUUAAUUUUAAGUAUUUUAAUAACUUCUAAUAACAUUAGUAUAUCUUAAAUAUUUUUAUUAAUAUUUUAUUAUGAUAUCAAUGUAAGAAUAUAAUUAUUAGUACUUAUUAACAUCGAAAGUUGUAAAACAAAUGUAUGCAAAAUGCCAAAUUACAAUAAAAAAAUAGAAAUUAAAUUUGAUAUUGUUCAUGAUAAUUAUCAUUUGCAAAUUUCUUUAAUUGAUAAAAUAAUUUAUAUCUUAUAUCAUAACAUUCUCAUUUAUAUCAAUUUUUUUAAAUUUCUUAUAAAAUAUCUUAUUAAUGAAAUCAGAUUAAUAACUACAUAUUAAAUUAAAAUUUAUAGUUAUUCAUUUGUUCAAUAACCAAAAAUUGAUUUAUUUAUUUGAUCGAUUAUUUAUCCAUUUCUUGUAUUAAAUUUUAUAAUAUAAAUAUUAUGUACUAAUAAAGACUUAUAUGUAUAAAUUUUUAUUGAAA